This is a messenger RNA of Myotis lucifugus (little brown bat), 2860 nucleotides long. RefSeq names its product carboxypeptidase M (gene CPM). Gene Ontology annotation, cellular component: cell surface. Gene Ontology annotation, molecular function: zinc ion binding; metallocarboxypeptidase activity. Gene Ontology annotation, biological process: proteolysis. NCBI's taxonomy places the organism in Eukaryota, Metazoa, Chordata, Mammalia, Chiroptera, Vespertilionidae. The coding region runs from base 82 to 1197 and encodes 371 amino acids. The record is from RefSeq and is a predicted model, not a curated record. The transcript has 7 exons.
AGAAACCUGUGGGUUCUUGUCGUGGGACGCUCACCAAAGGAACACAGAAUCGGGAUUCCAGAGUUCAAGUACGUGGCGAAUAUGCACGGAGAUGAGACUGUCGGGCGGGAACUGCUGCUCCAUUUAAUUGACUAUCUCGUAACCAACGAUGGAAAAGACCUUGAAAUCACCCGUUUAAUCAAUAGUACCCGGAUACACAUCAUGCCUUCAAUGAACCCAGAUGGAUUCGAAGCUGUCAAAAAGCCUGACUGUUUUUACACUAAUGGAAGGGAAAAUAAUAACUUCUAUGACCUGAAUAGAAAUUUCCCAGAUGCUUUUGAAUUUAAUAAUGAAUCAAGGCAGCCUGAAACUGUGGCAAUCAUGGAGUGGCUGAAAACAGAGACGUUUGUCCUCUCGGCAAACCUCCACGGUGGUGCCCUGGUGGCCAGUUACCCAUUUGAUAACGGUGUUUCAGUGGUCUUGGUUUGUCUUUCACAUACAGCAACGGGGACAUUACACUCCCGGAGCUUGACCCCCGAUGAUGAUGUUUUCCAAUAUCUUGCAAAUGCCUACGCCUCAAAAAAUGUCAACAUGAAGAAAGGAGAUCAGUGUAAAAACAAAAUGAACUUUCCGAACGGGAUUACAAAUGGGUACUCUUGGUAUCCACUCAAAGGUGGAAUGCAGGAUUAUAACUACAUCUGGGCCCAGUGCUUUGAAAUUACGUUGGAGCUGUCAUGCUGUAAAUAUCCUCGAGAGGAGAAGCUUCCAUUCUUCUGGGAUUCCAACAAAGCCUCGCUGAUUGAAUACAUAAAACAGGUGCACCUAGGUAUAAAGGGUCAAGUUUUUGAUCAAAAGGGAAAUCCAUUACCCAAUGUGAUUGUAGAAGUACAAGACAGAAAACAUAUCUGCCCCUAUAAAACCAACAAAUUUGGAGAGUAUUACCUCCUUCUCUUGCCUGGCUCAUAUACGUUAAAUGUUACAGUCCCUGGACAAGAGCCACACCUCACAAAGGUGAUUAUCCCAAAAAAAUCCCAGGACUUCAGUGCUCUUAAAAAGGAUAUUGUAUUUCCACUCAGAGGGCAAUUGGAUUCUAUCCUAGUAUCAAAUCCUUCAUGUCCUAUGAUUCCUCUGUACAGUAUUUUGCCAAGCCACUCGGCCGCAACAAAGCCUAGUCUGUUCUUAUUUUUAGUGACUCUUUUUCACAUAUUGUUCAAAUAAAGCAAAAUGUGAAACUCAACCCCAUCACCACCUGGAAUCAGGGAUUACACACGCCAGGUUACUGCAAAUCUAACUCCCUCUGUGAGACAAAUGGCCAAACGCCACCGUCCUUCCCUAAGAAGACAAAUGGUUAAAUCCUGUAAUGAGAAAUGUGUGGUGAUAACGAAAGGAAUGAUUUCGUUUUGAUGAUGACUAGAAGACACCCACCUAUCAAGUACUGCCCACUUACACUUCAUUUUAAAGUCAUCUUAGAAAUUUGUAAGAAGUUAAACUUGAGGAGCAAAAAUGAAGCUCCUGCAAGAAGAAGAAUAAAAACAAGCUAAUUCUGGAUACAGAGAGACAGAUGAAUAUAAGCAAUGAACAUGAACAUUUAUUGAUCACCUAUCAUAUACAAGAACUUGCUAUGAGUGCUAUAUAUGAAGAGAUAGUGCCAUAUAUCAUUAGUUCUCAGGACAGGGAAAAAUGAUAAGACUGGGAAUAUUUAGCUUUGCAAAUGUUCUAAGGAAAUAUGAGAGAAAAUAGACAGCCAUGUCUCAGUGGCCCCAGAAAAUAUGGGCCUAAUAGGAUGACAAGGUGUUGCCUACAGAGUCCCAAAAAUAUGGGUCAUUUAAGUGUCCCUGCCGUUCUGCACCUGGAUGCCACAGUCCUCCGUCAUGCUGAUAACCCCCAAAUGUGUAAGUCUAGCCUCUUGCCUGAGCUUCAGACUCACAUCCAACUGCCCACUGGAUAUAUAUCCACCUGGAUGUGACCAGAGGUACCUCAAACUCGUGCGAAAAUGGAACAUACUUUUCUCCCUAGAGCUGCUCUUCCUCCUGUAUCCUGUCUCAAUUCCUGGUACCACCAAACCUGGGAGUUCUCCUUGACACUUCGUCCUCCUCUGUCAUCCCAUAUAUUCCAUCAAUCACUAAAGACUAUAAUUAUCGAUUCUACCCUCCCUCCAGGACUACUAACACUGCCAAGUUCCAACCGUCACAGCUCACCUGCACCACUGCAACAGCUGUACCGUCACUUGCUCCCAGCUUCCUCCUCUUCAGAUCCAUCCUCCACAUGGCACUGGGGAAGGGGGUCUCUUUAAAACAAAAGUCAACAACCUACUGACACCUAAUUUCCUGCUGUGUCCCUGUGCCUGGAAUGCCAUUCUGACCCACACUUUCUGUCUCCUCCCUCUUUUACAACUCAGUUUAGGCAUCGACUCCUCCAGGAAGCCUUUGCUGACCAUCAUUCCAUUCCUUUCCAUCUCACCUCCUCCCAGUCAAUCUGGGAACCCUCCUCUUUGCUCCCCAAAUAGAACAGGUUACCUCUACUAUUAUAACACUGUGUUAUAAUCUUCUCCUUCCAGGUACGAGUUUUCUCUAGUAGAGUGAGCUCUUUGGGACCGAGGGGCUAAUUUGUUUAAAAAAUGCAUUUUUAUAUCCUCAGAGAACAUAUUAGAAGUUGAAUGAAUGAACAAAGGGUUCCAGCAAUCUGCUACUCCCAGUCUCUCCCAGAAACUGUAUAGGGCUUUGAGUUAAACUAGAUCCCAUACUUUGGCAAUUUCUGGUUCCUAGUAAUGCUGACAGAAGAGUGUUUUCAUAUAUGUAUCAAGAAAUAAAUUCAAAUACGGUGCUUUUACUGGACUUUGCAUUUAUCCUAAGCUUCAUAGUAAAGGUAUGUUACCUAUUAA